Molecule: messenger RNA, 3276 nt
Organism: Theileria parva strain Muguga
Lineage: Eukaryota; Apicomplexa; Aconoidasida; Piroplasmida; Theileriidae
Gene: infB
Product: small GTP-binding domain protein
Exons: 11
Coding region: 1-3276 (1091 amino acids)
Molecular function (GO): GTP binding; GTPase activity
Source: RefSeq, a predicted model, not a curated record
AUGUCCAAAUUUAUUAAUAUUGUCUUCUAUUGUAAUUUAAAAUACAUUUUACUAAUUCUGUUUUUAUUUCAUUUUAUUUAUUUCACAGAAUCUGUUAUUUCUAACAAUCGUCAUGGAAUAAAUCUAAAUAAUUCAUUUUAUCAAACAAAAUCCAGAUAUCAUUUCAAUUCAAAACAAAAUAAACUGCUAUGUUUUCUAUCCAACAAUUCAGGAUGUUUGAAUAAUUUUUCUAAAACGACCAAUACUUUUGUUCCAAAUAUUCCAUUUAAUAUUAAACAUGAUUCUAAUACAGAACUAUAUGGAUUUACACAUUAUCCUAAUUUUAAUCAUACUCCAAAAUUUAAACCUGCAUAUAAUCGCAUCAAUCCACAUACAAACUUUCCUGUUGGACUUAAUAAUUUACCAAUUCAACCUUAUUAUCAUAAACAAAAUAUUCCAUUUAAUAUGAUCAAUUAUCGCAAUACAUAUCAACAAAAUGGAUUCAAUAUGUACAGUAGAAAACUAAAUACACAUCCACUUGUCCCACAGUUAUAUGGCAGUUCUCUAUUUGCCCAAAGUCAUGCUCAAAUUCCUUGGCAACAACCUAUUCAUCCAAUUAAUAGGUUCAACUUUCAACUACCACUUCAGAAUAGUGAUCAGACUUAUGAACCUAAUAGCCCUUUGCAAUCAGUAAAAUUGCAAAGGAAGGAAGAAAAGUUGGAAGCCAAAAAAUUAAGGUAUUUUUCAUUUAAACUUAGGGAUGAUUUGAUUUGGAUAAAUGAUGAUGAGGACAAUUGGCCAGGGACCAAGAGAAUAAAACCCGGAGAAACCUACCAAGGCGUUAUCCACUACUUUUUCACUCCAUACGAGGCGCUUGUGUAUCUAGCUGAUAAAAAGGUUGAGGGAUCCGUGAGCAUUAAGGACAUGCCACCAGACUUCUCAGAUUUAAAAUUGUCAGAAUUAUUCAAACCAGACCACUUGAUGAGUUUCAGGUUAAAAGAACCGCAGGAAUUUGACGAGAAGGGAAGACCCAAAUUCGUGAUAUCACUAGACCCUCAAAUCAAAAAAAUUACCUACAAGUAUAAAUCCAGAGUAAGAGGAAGACCCAUAUUUGUAACAAAUACCAUGGCAAUUUUUAAGCUUGAAGAUGGUGAAAACUAUGCACAAGUAUUCCUAGUUAACACAGGAGUAUAUUUGACCUUUCCAAUUAAAUUGAAGAUGACUGAGAUAUUCAAAAAUGAUGAAAUUGUGGAAUUGGAAGUUUUGAAUAAACCCAUUUUCCCAAGAAUUGUAGGAUACCUCUGCAGAAUACCGUUUGAUUCACCUACUGGAUUGGAAUUGAGAAGUAAAUAUCGAAUGGUUUAUGAUAUAUCACCUGAGGAUAAAAAUGAAUUUGUAACAACUGAGAAAGAUGAAAUAAGUGAGGAAUUAUUAACAAUGCAGAAAUUUAUAUCAACUGAGCAAGGUGUAACAACAGAGAAUAAACAACCUGUUAUAAAUAAAAUUUCCCAAAAAAUCUGUAAAACGUUUGAUGAAGUGCCACAUCAAGAGCCAGAUGAAUGUACUCUUAGAGAAUAUGUCAAAGAAUUAAAAGGAAACCUAAAGUUUAUCCUCAAAUACAUCCUACUCAAGACUAAAAUUAUAAUUAAUCCUUCAGUUCGCAUUUCUCAGAAAAUGGCAAAGAUUCUUCGUAACUUAAUUAUCGAGAAACGUGAAUUCCAUAUAACUGAUGAAGAAGAAGCUGAAGAACUGAACAAAUUACAUAAUUCUGAAAAUUCGCCAAUUCAUUCAAGGAAACCAGUAGUGGCAAUUUUGGGAGGAACUUCUUCAGGGAAAACAUCGCUAUUUAGUUCGCUAUGUGGUGUAAAACCAGACCCAAAUACCAACUAUAAUUUCGGUACUGCCGAGCAUAAAUACCCAGCAACCCUAUUGGACACUCCUGCGAAUGGGUUACUUUCUCCAAUAAGAGAUAAUAUGCUAAAAGAGUCGGAUAUCGCGUUAAUUUUAAUCUCCGCGGAUACUGGAGUAACUAAAGAAACAGAAGAAUCAAUUAAACAGUGCAAAAAACUAAACAAGCCAUUCAUAUUUGUACUCACUAAGUUUGACAUGUCAACACAAUCUACAAUUGAAGAUGUUGCAACAAAACUGGCAGAUAUUGGGUGCGAACUGGAACACCAUGGAGGAAAAUAUGAAAUGAUCCUAUAUUCAACAUUAAACGACACUGAAUCGAGUAAAAACAGCCUUAUGGAAACCAUUCUUAUAAAUUCACUGGAAUCUUCUGACAUGCUAUUAGAAAAACCAGAUUCCGCUAAUUCAGAUGGAUACAUCAUCGAUGUAGGAAAGAACGAAACUUCUGGAUGCUACGCCCUGAUCCUGGUCAAGAACGGGGAAUUGAGGAAAGGAGAUUAUAUAUCUUCUGCUAUAAAUACAAUGAGGGUGAAAUCACUUAAAGAUAAGAAUGGUGAAGAUCUUGUCAGUGUUAAGCCAUCUGAAAUAGGUUUUGCUUAUGGUUUUUCUAAGGAUUCUACUUUUGAUACCGGAAUGCCUUUCCAGUCAUUUUCAACCAAAAAACAAGCUGAUUUAGCCUCAGAUAUUAGUAGGAAGGAGUUAAACGAAAAGGAACAAAAUGAUUAUAUACAGGAGAAAAUAAGAGUUGGGUUGGCAAUAAUAGAUCAAAAUAUGGAUCCGGAAAACUUCACAUAUGCCUAUGCAAUCAUAAGGGCAGAACUAAAGUCAGUAGUUGAGAUAAUAAAAACAGAAAUUGAAAAGAUGAGGUCAUAUGGAAUUAAUAAUACAUGGAGAUAUAAAGUAUUGGAUGCCCGCAUGUCCAAGAUAACACAGAAAGAUGUGAGCAUAUUUAAACACCCUGGAAUAGCACUUUUGUACAAUUAUAAAAUUUCAAACACAUUGAAGAAAAAACUAUCAGAAAAGAACAUAACAGUGGUUGAAGGGGAAAAGUUAGAUGAUAUAGUCGACAUGGCCAAGGAAGAAUUAAGGAAAAUAGCUGGAGAGAAAAGGCUUGGAAUACUCAGUGGGAAGGCACAAAUUCUGAAAGUAUUUGAAGCCUCCAAGAAAAAGAACGCAGCAGGGUGUUUAGUAACAUACGGAACAAUAAAUCCAUACCUAGAUGUUAGAAUCAUUAGAGAAGAUCGCAUACUAUUUAAUGGGAAAAUAUCAUCGUUGAGAAGAACCAAAGAAGAGGCGAGUGAAAUUUGUGAAGGUGAAACAUGUGGGAUAACGCUAGAAAAUUUCAAUGAUUUUAAAGUUGGAGAUGUCAUUGAAGCAUAUUCAGAUUAA